This is a messenger RNA of Strongylus vulgaris, 426 nucleotides long. The record is from the annotation of a GenBank genome assembly. Lineage: Eukaryota; Metazoa; Nematoda; Chromadorea; Rhabditida; Strongylidae.
AUGAAAUACGACUCAAGCAAUAGCUUGAUCAUAUACUUCCUCUUCGCGUUGGUUCGCGGACUCCGUGAAGCCAACCAUGACCUCUCUACACAAUUAAUGCACGAACGCACUGAAGAGAAGAAAAAGAUCUUUGAAUUAGCGGGAGGUGGAAAGAAGAGACGGGCCAUAACAUUGGCAAAGAGAAAGCAAAGAGAGACGAGGCCAGCGUGGUCAUCUGAUGAUGAGUCACAUUCGCAUCCAAAGUCCAUCACUAGUAUACCACGAUCCGUUUCUGGUGUUCGCGGUUUUGUCCCUUCACUUGGAUCGCUUUCCGAAGUGGAUCACAGCGACACGGAUGAAUCCGAGCAUGAAGUGAGACCGCCUGUUAAACUGAACUGGCGCCAGCAGUUCCUCGUCUGUAUUGGUUUGGCUGAUCCAAAGCAGUAA